GGCUCCUCUGUGCAGGUUGUUUACGGCCGCCGUGGACUUUACCUGCAGCACAUGACACACAAUGGAGAUGGAAAUGAAAGGAAAUUCUUCUCAGCCUCUUACAUGCAAUAAUGGCAGUGAAAGGAUUGACCCCUAUGGCUUUGAGAGGCGUCACGAUUUUGAAUCCUACAAGGAGAUGAUGAACGAGUACGUAUCCGUCCUCAACAGGAGGUCGAUGAGAUGGUCCAAACUGCUUCAAGAGAAGCCACACGUGGAGAAGAACUUGACAGUGAAAAGGUAUGUGCGGAAAGGCGUGCCUAAUGAGCACCGGGCCAGGAUCUGGAUGGCGGCCAGUGGUGCACAGGAACAACUGGAGAGCAACCCGGGUUAUUACCAGUCUCUGCUGACCAUGGAGCACGACGGCAAGCUUAAGGAGACCAUUCAAACAGACAUGCACAGGACUUUUCCUGACAACGUCCUCUUCAGAGGAGGAGAGCCGAGCCUCCAGAGCGCUCUUUACAACGUGUUGCUGGCCUAUGGACACCAUAAUAAGGACGUGGGGUACUGUCAGGGCAUGAACUUCAUUGCAGGCUACCUCAUGAUCAUCACCAAAGAUGAGGAGAAGUCCUUCUGGCUCAUGGAUGCGCUGUUGGGCCGAAUGCUCCCAGACUUCUACAGCCCAGCCAUGUUGGGCCUGAAGACUGACCAGGAGGUCCUUGGGGAGCUGGUGAAGGCAAAAGCUCCUGCAGUAGGACAGCUCAUGGCCCAGUAUCCUGGCAUAUGGACACUGGUGGUGUCCCGCUGGUUCAUCUGCCUCUACAUUGACAUACUCCCAAUUGAGACAGUUCUGCGGGUCUGGGACUGUCUUUUCUACGAGGGCUCAAAAGUUCUUUUCCGUGUUGCCCUUACUCUCAUAAUCCACCACCAGCCAGAGAUCCUGAGAGCUCGCUCUUUGUGCGAUGUGUGCGAGUGCUUCAAACAAAUCACCAGUGGAGCGUUCACUCUGGACUGCCACACAUUCAUGCAGAAAAUCUUUACAGAACCGGGGAGUCUGUCGAUGUCCACUAUUGAUAAACUGAGAGACAAAUGCAGACAGCGAAUACUGGAGGAAGAAUCUGGACGGCCAUGAACUGUUGGAUCCAGCAUUUAUCUCUGUUUGGCUGGAUUACAAAAACAGCUCUCAUUAACUCCGUACCAUCAGGCACCAAAUAGACAAACUGGGUAUUUUUUGGCUGCUGCUGUUAAAAAUUGCUUUUCACACUCUAAUAGACUGAAUAUCUAAAGGAUGUGCUGAAGCUUCCUUGACCGUGUAGAUUUUUUUACUG
Messenger RNA from Plectropomus leopardus (leopard coralgrouper), 1304 nucleotides. Its product is annotated as growth hormone-regulated TBC protein 1-A-like. NCBI's taxonomy places the organism in Eukaryota, Metazoa, Chordata, Actinopteri, Perciformes, Serranidae. Gene Ontology annotation, molecular function: GTPase activator activity; small GTPase binding. The record is from RefSeq and is a predicted model, not a curated record. Gene Ontology annotation, biological process: regulation of GTPase activity.